AUGAGCGGCCGGAGUCGGGGUCGGAAGUCGGCCCGCGCCAAGGGCCGGGGCAAGGGCCGCAACAGAGGCCGCGCCCGCCCCGCGCCGGCCGCCCCGGCCGCCCGGGCCGCCCCCGCCGCCGCCGCCGCCGACGCCGCCGCCUCCCGCGGGCCCGACGCGCCUCAGAGCCCCGCGCGCGCGGACGGGGAGGUGCCGGGGGCGGGCGCGGACGGCGCGGACGGCGCGGACGCCCGGCGGCCCCUGGACGGAGGCGCGGCGCCGCGGGCCCGGUGCGCGGCCGUCGGGGGCGGCUUCGCGGGCGCCAGGCCCGGCCCGGCCAAGGCCACGAGCCUGGCGGAGCGCAUGGUGGCCGACACCGUCUUCGUGGGCACGGCGGGCCUCGUGGGCAGGCCGAAGAACGGCCCCCGCGGGGGCGGCCGGCGGGGCCCCGUGGGCAGGAAGGCGCCCGAGACGCGCGGCGCGGCGGCCGCGAAGCCCCGCAGGGGCGGCCCCGGAGCCCGCGCCCCCGAGGAGAGGCCGGCCGAGCCCCCCGCGCCCGCGCCCGCGCCCGCGCCCGCCCCCGCCGCGGCCCACCACGACGUGAGCACGCUGGAGACGGUGCAGCUGAAGCUGGAGACCAUGAGCGCGCAGGCCGACCGCGCCUACCUGCGCCUCUCCCGCAAGUUCGGGCAGCUGCGCCUGCGCCACCUGGAGCGCCGCGACCGCCUCAUCCGCGGCAUCCCGGGCUUCUGGGGCCAGGCCUUCCAGAACCACCCGCAGCUCGCCGCCUUCCUCGGCCGCCGCGACCGCGAGCUGCUCGGCUACCUCAGCAGCCUGGAGGUGGAGGAGCUGGGCCUGGCGCGCCUGGGCUACAAGAUCAAGUUCCACUUCGGGAGCAACCCCUUCUUCCAGAACAAGGUGCUCAUCAAGGAGUACGGGUGCGGGCCCUCGGGCCACGUGGUGUCCCGCACCACGCCCAUCCAGUGGCUGCCCGGCCACGACCCGCAGGCCCUCCUGCAGGGCGGCCCCGAGGGCGGCGAAAGUGGCCGGGGCUUCUUCGGCUGGUUUGCCAACCACAGCCCCGUCGAGUCCGACAAGAUCGUGGAGAUCAUCAACGAGGAACUGUGGCCCAAUCCCCUGCCGUACUACCUGAGGGGCGAAGCGGCCCGGGCCGAGGGCAAGGAGGAUAAGGAGGGGGAGCAGGACCCAGCCAAGCAGCCUGCCGACCCCCCGCCCCUGCCCGGGCCCGAUGCUGCCAACUGA
Messenger RNA from Sorex araneus (European shrew), 1242 nucleotides. It is a transcript of the gene TSPYL5, whose product is annotated as TSPY like 5. Gene Ontology annotation, cellular component: chromatin; nucleus. The record is from RefSeq and is a predicted model, not a curated record. The transcript has a single exon. Lineage: Eukaryota; Metazoa; Chordata; Mammalia; Eulipotyphla; Soricidae. Bases 1 to 1242 code for a protein of 413 amino acids. Gene Ontology annotation, biological process: nucleosome assembly. Gene Ontology annotation, molecular function: chromatin binding; histone binding.